AUGGCUGAAGAGAUGAUUGCUCCUUGGUAUACUCAAAUUUUAUCCUCUUUUGACAAGGAUGUUCAGUUUUCCAUUCGUCUGCAGUAUGAGAUUCCUAUAGAAUAUGACAUCAUAAUUCCUAACCCAGAUGAACAUCCUUCCGCCCUCCAACUAACUCCUUCGUCAAUUGAAGUUCCAGCUCCUCCAACUGAAGCUUCCAGCUCUCAAGUGCUUCCCGAAGUUUGUGAGGGUCCGUUUGCAGAAACUACUACUGUCUCUUUGCCAAUUGCUUCUUCAUCAGUGGUUGCUGCUGCUACAGCAGCCACUUCCCUUCCCGUUAUCGAGCUUACAUCCCCUGUAAGCUCAGAAAGAUCCCUUACUAAAAUUGCCCCUGGUAAAUGUACGGGACGCAAACUCACUAGAGCUCCCCCCUCAAAAAGGAGACUCACUCUUUCUACUGAGGAAUCACCCUCAGAUGAUUUUGCUUCUGCUGCUCCUUCUCCUAAUGAGCCUACUUUGACUGAUUUAUAUCCUUCCCUUCUUUUUUCUUCCUCUCCUUCUUCCAGCAGUACUGCCCCUGGUCGUGCCUCUUUUACUUUCCCUUUAUCUAUUCCAGAAUCUGGGUUUUUGCCUUAUUCCUUUUCUUCUUACUUGAUUUUUGCUCCCCCUUCUAUCCCAACCUCUUCCUUUUCCACUAGUUCUUCUACCAUUCCUGUCCUCCCGAUAUUACUGGGAGGUUCUUUUGCUACUGCUCGAGAGGAAAUUCACACUCUCUUUGGAGAGCUUCCCCCUUCCAAGACAAUCGACCAAUUCUCGCAUGAGGAAACCAAGCGGUGGAUGGCCAAUAUGGGUUUAGCUCGUCUAGCGCAUAACUUAUAUUCUGAGAAUGAGAAGCUGAAGCAACAAGUUGCUGAGCUAUCUUCUACCACGCUUUCAAAUGAAUCCAAAAAACAGUAUGAAGCUCAAGUUGAGAGCCUUCAGACUCAAUUUAAAUCGGCUACAGAUCUUAACACCGAGUUAUCUUCCAAAUUAGAGAAGCAGAUUGCUGAGACUAACAAGUUGAAGUCUGACUAUGAGUCUGCAUUAGCUGAUAAACUAAAGACUCUACGUCUGAAAGAUGAUGAAAUAACUUCCUUAAACACUUCCUUGAAUACGGCUAAGACAGAGGCCUCCACCAAAGAUGCUGAGUUGAAGUCUUCCCAAUCGGCUCUGGUGGUUUACAAAAAUGGUGAAGACGAUCACUUCAAGGAGCGGGCUACUACCUUGAUCAAUUCUACUGACUUCAACAGGCCGAUCGUAAAAUCUAUUUUGGCCACCUAUACAGUUGGAGCUGAAGGAGCAGUAAAGCAAUUGCGAGAUGAAAACUUCUUGUCUCGUGAUCCUCCUCCUAACUUCUUGAACUGA
Molecule: messenger RNA, 1383 nt
Organism: Zingiber officinale
Lineage: Eukaryota; Viridiplantae; Streptophyta; Magnoliopsida; Zingiberales; Zingiberaceae
Product: flocculation protein FLO11-like
Exons: 3
Coding region: 1-1383 (460 amino acids)
Source: RefSeq, a predicted model, not a curated record